This is a messenger RNA of Paralichthys olivaceus (Japanese flounder), 2101 nucleotides long. The record is from RefSeq and is a predicted model, not a curated record. NCBI's taxonomy places the organism in Eukaryota, Metazoa, Chordata, Actinopteri, Pleuronectiformes, Paralichthyidae.
CACUGCAAACCUUGGAUUUGAUAAUGGAGGAAUCAAUGCAAAUGGGAAAGGGAACUUGAUCCACAAUGAUGUAAAUGUUAACUGGCAACAUGUUUUGGCGCACAACCUGAGGAUGAAACGCCAAACCCCUCUGCCUGAUUCAAUGGAGUCUCGUCAUACUCUCAAUGUGGACAUCAACAGCCGAACAUUUACUGAUGUGAGCUUCCGGUAUGCUUCCCGCAAAGAUGGCAUCACUGCAUCCAUGUCUUCACCAUCAACUGGCUUCCUUGGAUUGCAUUUUCAGCGAAAGUCUCCAUCACAACUGUAUGGAAAACUGUUCAGUCGCUACCUGUCUACUCCUGAAAAGGAUACUGAUGUUUUCACUGCCAAAGCCACAUUGAGAAACUCUCAGAAGUUAAUCUUACAGAUGUCAUGGAAUCUGGACUUCCUCCACAAUGCUAUUGAGGGGACCAAGGACAGGAUUCCUGCUAUGAACAAUGCUGUACUCAACAUCAUUAACAAGUAUCACACUGCCCACUUUGGCUUUGACCUCAACCGAGGCAGCAUGAAGCUGAAAAACUCAGUUUCCAACGCCAUUGAGAGAGCCUACAAUGAGGUCCCUAUGUCUCUUAACUCACUGCAGCGUUCAGUCAAACACCUUGGGGAGUCAAUAAAUGUGCAGGAUGUUGUAGACAAACUAGCUCAUGAGACUAAAGAAGUUUUGAAACAUGUCGAUAGACAGAUAAUUGCCUUGCAAAUUGAAGUCAAAGAGUUGAUGAAUGCCACAAAGUUUACAAUGCCUGGAUCUGAAGAGAAGCUCUCAACAUUAGAUAUGUUUGAUCAUGCUCAUCGGUCUGUAUCAAGAGCCACUGACAGGGCAAUGCAAAGAUUUGCCAGCCUCAUGGAGAAGGUUUCUAGAUUAAUCAAGGGGAUUGAGUUCACCAUACCUGGAACCAAGUUUAUUGUCAAUGGAAAUGAGAUCAUGGAGAAAUUGGAGUUUACUACAAGAUCUGCAUAUGAUCAGCUAAGAGAGUCACUGCACAGGGCGUUCAGUUUGCUUCACGAAACUGUUAAUAGCCUCUUUCAAGUAAUUGCUGAAAAAACAGAGAAUUUCCGUACCUACCUGAAAGAGGAAAAUGUUGAAAUUGCUUCUCAAGUUGAUGCUGUCUAUGGAGAGGUUCUGAAAUCUUCGAAACACCACAUUGAGAAGGCAAGGAGAAAGAUGGCUAACUACAAAGACCUUACCAAACUAAAGAUUCAAGAGGCUUAUGAUGCUUUAAAUAUGGAAAGUGCAAAUAACAAUACCGUGGAGUUUAUCUCUAUUUUGCAGUCACAUUUCUAUGGAGGACUUAAUGAGGGUUUAGACUUAAUGAGAAGGGCAUCACAGAGCACAGCACCCUACAUUAGAGUGACCAACAAAAAGACUGACAUUGAAAUUCCCUUACCCUUCCGUUGGAAGUCUUUCAGCAGCUGGCCAACGCAAUCCAGUCCGUGGAUUUCUUCAUAAAGGCUAACCACAUUUAUGUCCUUGUAAAAAAAAUAUUUUUUGUACAUCGCCAAUAAAUAUUAACUUGAAGGUCCAGUGUGUAAGAUUUAGGUGAAAGGGAUCUAUUGGCAGAAAUUUAACGUAGAAUAAUCAUCAUGAUAUUUUCACUCAUACUCAUCUAAAGUGUAUGAAUUGUAGUUUUCUGUAGCCCAGAAAAGGUCCUUUAUAUUUAAAUAUUUUAUAUUUACAUCGAGGGGACGCUCUCUACGGAGACCGCCAUGUUUUUACAGUAUUCCAGACUGGACAAACUAAACACCUUUUGAGUUUUUAUGACAACUGAAGCUGCCACAGUUUCUUUUUCAUGUUUGGAAGGAGAGGGUGAGGUCAGGGGCGUUCAGCUGCAACAUGCAAUUUCAACACUAGAUAUCACAAAAUUCUACACACUGUACCUCUAAAGGAAUUUUAGUUCAGUGAAAUAGUUUAGUGAAAUAUACGCAAAUUAUUCUUAAGUGAUAUUGCUUUCAACUUGACAAUUUCUACAGUUAUGCCCAAUUAAUGUUUAGCAUGGAUUGAAAGAUAAUGUUUGAUGAUGGUGGUCAGUUGAACACUAAUAAAAACAAAUGUUUGCAUUUCUCA